This is a messenger RNA of Ipomoea triloba (trilobed morning glory), 1505 nucleotides long. Its product is annotated as F-box/FBD/LRR-repeat protein At1g13570-like. The coding region runs from base 245 to 1216 and encodes 323 amino acids. Gene Ontology annotation, molecular function: protein binding. The record is from RefSeq and is a predicted model, not a curated record. The transcript is spliced from 4 exons. NCBI's taxonomy places the organism in Eukaryota, Viridiplantae, Streptophyta, Magnoliopsida, Solanales, Convolvulaceae.
CUAAAACUAAAAUCCUAACCCUUCAGCCCUGCGACUCAGUCGUCUCCACUCUCCACCGCGAUUCUCCAGUCUCCACUCAGCUCCACCGGCGGCCAGCCUUAGUCUUCUCCGUCUGGCGUCUGCUACUCUGCUCCACGGCUAAUCUUCAAGAUUUCCUAACCCGCAAAGGCCCAAAGCAAACCAAACAUCAGAGUUGAAGAAUAGAAGGAUUUUAGGUUUUGAUGUCGAGUGACGCAUCAAUUUAAUGGCUCGGCGUCGGCAAAUCAAAGCCACCGUAGAGGAUAGGAGUAGGGAUUUAAUAAGUCCUCUGCCGGUAGAGAUAAAGCACAUAAUUUUGGAGUGUUUGCCCACCCGAGACGCUGCCAGAACUGCUCUACUAUCAACUCACUGGAAUGAUGUUUGGUUGCAACAUGGGAGGCUUGCGUUCGAUUAUGACUUCAUAUAUAGUGUCGAACAGGGCGACGAUGAUAAAGGCAGAACUCUCAUUGACAUAAUAAAUAAUAUUAUCCUUUUCCGUGCUGGACCGGUUAAGAAAUUUACUCUAUAUGUUAAACAUUAUUAUCGGCAGUCUGAUUUGGAUAGGUGGUGUCUUUUUCUAUCAAGAAAUGGUGUGGAGGAGCUUAUCAUAAAAUUUUGUAAUUGUGGAGAGGAUGAAUAUAGGCUGCCAUUUUGUAUACUCUCGUGCCGGACAAUUAAGCAAAUGAGUGUCGACGGUCCCUUUAUUGAUUUUCCGUAUGUGGAAGCAUCUUUGUUUGCAACUGCAAUAAAUCUCCAAGUACUAGGGCUGUAUGAAUUACGUUUUCGAUGUGCGAAGCAGCUCACCACUGCUAUGCAAUUGCUUCAAAAAUGUCCCAACGUAUGUGAACUGGGAAUUACGACUUAUCAGGAAGUAAGCAAAUUUGAUGAAGAAGCAGCUUCAAGACUUUUGGAGGAUCCAGAUGGUUGCUUUAUUAUUCAGGAUCUAAAGAUGCUUAACACAAUCAAGAUUGAAUCAUUUAGGGGAUCCACAGUCGAAAUACUUUUUGUAAAAAUGCUGCUCUCAAAAUCCCCCGCACUAGAGAAAGUUGUUAUUAUGGAAUCUUGUUUUAUUGACACAUCUGUAGCUGUCAAAAGCCUAAGGGAGUUGUUGCGUUUUCCUCGUGCAUCUCCAAAAGCCCAAAUUGUUUGCAUGGAACACAAGGGAGCCAUGUCUGGUUGGGCCAUGGGCGAAUUGUGAUCAAUGGGGAUUUGUUAAGAGUGUGCCGAAAGAUGCAAAGGUGAUAAAAACGUAGCUGUGGUGAACAUGAUAAAUGACAUUCGAUCUUUUGCGCCAUGCCGGCGGCCGUGUUAAGAAAUUUACUCUAUAUGCAUUCCUUGUGGAGUAAGAAACCGAUCCUAUAAAGUAUGUAUUUGGCAAUUGCGGUUUUCUUUUUUCUUAAUUUUCUCAUGGUUGUACUUAAUUUUCAUUUCAUGUUGAGUUGUAGACAUUUUUAUAUGAUGAGAUAAGACUUUUGGAUGAUCUUAUU